Molecule: messenger RNA, 740 nt
Organism: Stylophora pistillata
Lineage: Eukaryota; Metazoa; Cnidaria; Anthozoa; Scleractinia; Pocilloporidae
Product: dnaJ homolog subfamily C member 27
Molecular function (GO): GTP binding; GTPase activity
Source: RefSeq, a predicted model, not a curated record
GCAACUGUGUUGUUAGUGAUGUAUGUUGAUGGAGCGAAAGGCAGGACAUUUGACAAAGUCUGUGCAAGAGAUCGCUGGAUCUUUGUUCUGGAUAAAGGUUGUGGGACUAGGAAAUGAAGGUGUAGGGAAGACCUGCCUUGUCAAGAACUUUUGCGAGAAAAAGUUUUCAAAAAGUUACCACCCAACAGUAGGAGUUGAUUAUGGCUUCAAGUUGCACAAAAUCAACAGCACAGACUACAGAAUUAACUUCUGGGAUUUUGGAGGUCAUACAAAUUAUGAUGAAAUUAGAGUUGAACUCUAUGGCCAAACACAGGCCUGUAUUCUGGUGUUUGAUGUUACAAACAAGCUGUCUUUUGACUCUCUGGACUAUUGGCUACAAGAGUUUACCAGUAAUGGAGGCAAACAAGCAAUAGUAGCUGUGGUGGCUAACAAGACUGAUCUUUCCUCUAAAAGAGUUGUAAGUAGCAAAGAUGGGCAGAGAUGGGCCAAGUCACGUGACUUAAGGUAUUAUGAAACAUCUGCAGCCACAGGUCAGGGUGUUCAGGACAUGUUUAGUGGGGUGUUAACAGCAGUGGCAGAGGGGAAGCUAGUGAAGGCCAAGCCAGUUGUCAGUGCUGAGCAAAGUUCCAGUAAACAUAAAUAAAAAAAAAUCAAUAAGAACCAGUUCUGUAAAUAACAUAUUUCAGGGCUCGACACUAACAGUGGCCUACUAGCCACAGACUAGUAGAAAUUCAGUUCUG